This is a messenger RNA of Aspergillus caelatus, 1332 nucleotides long. RefSeq lists its product as uncharacterized. NCBI's taxonomy places the organism in Eukaryota, Fungi, Ascomycota, Eurotiomycetes, Eurotiales, Aspergillaceae. The transcript has 3 exons. The record is from RefSeq and is a predicted model, not a curated record. Bases 1 to 1332 code for a protein of 443 amino acids.
AUGAUAUCGGGCCAGCCUGAAGAUAUAACAGGAUAUUACAAGGAGAACACAGAUCAAGAUGGCGAAGAGCAUUUUGCUGAGAUAUUAGCUCAUGGCCGUAGUUUCCUUGUUGAGAGCAAUGCGUUCGGAGCGCUACGUGAAGAUCUCCGAAAUUUUGUUCACCCGUUUGCGAAACAAAAGAGCCAGGCUUUUUCAAGUAUAUUAGACGGGAUCGGCCCCGAAACAUCUUCAUGGGCACUGACCGAUGCCUGUACGAGAAUAUGGGCGAAGAUUUCUAGCAUGACAGUAGCACUCACCUCUCACCUUGGACUCAAAGAUGAUGCGAUACCUCCAGGUCACCAACGCAUAAGGUGGAAAAAUGUUCAUGGGAAAUGGCUCUAUGAUGACUAUGUUGAGCACGAGCAUGGUGCCUUGCAAGCAUUGCAGAGCUAUUUAAGUACAUUGGCAUACAAAACAAAAACAGCGACUGAAGGUAGCACCAGUAAAAAUGACUCCUUCCGACAUGCUCAAAUUUCCUCUCCCAACAGCAACUCAGGAGGAGCCCACAGCUCCGAAGCCAGCGCUGUUGCUGAUGAACUGCAUGACGCUCCCCAAAACCGUAUAGUUGACUGUCACCAACAGGACCUCGAGUGCGGUGAGCGCUCAAGCCGCACUCUUCAUCUCAUGGUCUGCAUAGAAAAGGGAAGAUAUAGCGUUGAACUCCAUCAGGAGCCAGUUACAGAGCUGAUCGACGAUCGACAAUUAUUCCAUACUUUGAAACGUGUCUACUACGAGCAUAGAGGGAGGUUUAAACAGUAUUGGUCCUUGAGAACUGUCACUAGUAUCCAAUUUAUGAAGUUCACGUAUGGUGGCCGCCAAUACCUUGAUGUGCGAUGCCACGAGGAAAUUUGCGAAACUGGGAAGGCUUGCAGUUGUAUACCCCCACCUAAGCUUGUUCAUCCGAACGGAACAGAGUAUGAAUGCCGACCAAUACCACCGAAGUUGUCCCCACCUGUUGGGCCACGAAUGAUGAUGGAUCAUUUUAUAAAUGCAGAUUAUAUACCGGCCAACACAACAUUGAUCAUGGACCAGUUACCAAAAAGGACAUGUGGACAACUCCAGUCUGACUAUUCAGAGUUGAAAGAAGCGUGGGGAAUAUUAUACAAAGAAGACUGGCAUUGGGCCAAAAUAUGGUGUAUUCUUGCCUUUGGCUUCUUUCCGCCGAGUCUGUUAUUUGGGGUCUUAUGGGGAACUCUAAAUAGAGACAUCCAGGGCGCAUUUGGAAUAGCAAGCUGGUGGAUGACAGGGGCUAUGAUUCUUAUUGGAAUUGUAGGAACAUGUACAUGGAGUUAA